CAGACCGCUGGGCUCUCCCCACUCUUCCUCUCUUCUCACCCUCUCUUCUCGUCUCUUCCUCUUGGCCUGAUCCUGACUGCCACCAUGGCGUACCCCCUGGAGAAGGCUCUGGAUGUGAUGGUGUCCACCUUCCACAAAUACUCUGGCAAGGAGGGUGACAAGUUCAAGCUCAACAAGUCAGAGCUAAAGGAGCUGCUGACCCGGGAGCUGCCCAGCUUCUUAGGGAAAAGGACGGAUGAUGCGGCCUUUCAGAGACUGAUGAGCAACUUGGACAGCAACAAGGACAAUGAAGUGGACUUCCAGGAGUACUGUGUCUUCCUGUCCUGUGUCGCCAUGAUGUGCAACGAGUUCUUUGAAGGCUUCCCGGAUAAGCAGCCCCGGAAGAAGUGAAUGCCCGUCAUGCGGGUGGGGGGCCUGCCAGCUGGGGUCUCGCCUGUUGGCAGUGGCCACAGGGCCUCACCCUGGCUCCAGCAGGUGUGUGCACGAUGUGGAUAAGUUCAAUAAAGAUUCUUGGAAGCUUU
Puma concolor (puma) is the source of this 521-nucleotide messenger RNA. It is a transcript of the gene S100A4, whose product is annotated as S100 calcium binding protein A4. Gene Ontology annotation, molecular function: RAGE receptor binding; calcium ion binding; transition metal ion binding. NCBI's taxonomy places the organism in Eukaryota, Metazoa, Chordata, Mammalia, Carnivora, Felidae. Gene Ontology annotation, cellular component: nucleus; perinuclear region of cytoplasm. The record is from RefSeq and is a predicted model, not a curated record. Gene Ontology annotation, biological process: positive regulation of canonical NF-kappaB signal transduction.